Trypanosoma brucei brucei TREU927 is the source of this 1674-nucleotide messenger RNA. It is a transcript of the gene Tb927.4.260, whose product is annotated as retrotransposon hot spot (RHS) protein, putative. The transcript has a single exon. The record is from RefSeq and is a predicted model, not a curated record. The coding region runs from base 1 to 1674 and encodes 557 amino acids. NCBI's taxonomy places the organism in Eukaryota, Euglenozoa, Kinetoplastea, Trypanosomatida, Trypanosomatidae.
AUGAGGAGGCCACGGGAUGAACAUGUAGCACCUCCUCCUGCUCAGCCUCCACAGAUGCCGCAGAGAUAUAAAAGAUUUUCUGAUUGUAAAAUGAACAGUACAGUGAGGGAUUUUUUGCUGGAAGAAUAUGCGACAUUGCCCAAAAUGAAUCUGCAUGACUUUUUGAAUCAAUGCUUCUCAAACACGUAUAACACAGUGAAUGUGUCAAUGGAAACGUUUGUUAAGAAUCCUGAAGAUUAUAUUAAGGAUGCCGAGAUUCUUGAGGAUAUACAGGGGCUUUAUGAGUUCAGGGAGUACAAAAGGAUUGUUGAGAAACUGCCUGAAACAGAAAUGUGGAUAAACUACCUUAAAGAGGAAAAAAUUUAUACCAUCAGCGAUUGGGUGAACGGUGCAACUCCAGAGGUGAAAAACUCCAUUAGCCCUGUAGCAAGGGGAAGGUUGAAUGCAGUACAAUAUGCUGUCACGGAAUCAGAAGUAUGGUUUCUGCCGCGUGUUUCUGUCAAAAGUUGUCGAGAUGUUUACGAUUCUUUUUACAAUGCGAAAUGGAGUUAUGUGAUGUCGGGUUAUGAUGCGGAGCCACUUGGAAUGAAGGUAUUCGAUGGAAGGCCGCAGCGCAUAUGGACGGAGGCAGAAUUGAAUAUAACUCCUAAAACUGCCGAUGUUGAUGCAAGAGUAAAGGAAGGAUCCAAUGGUUUGGAGAUUUUUGUUCUUACGUCGGAGAAGGGUUGGCCAUACAACAGGUUUGUAUUGGGUUACACUGAGAGAUGCAAGACAAUUUGCAAGCAUGUAUAUAUCCGUCGUGAAAUUAUGCGCGUGUGGUAUAUAAUCCAACGAGGUCUGAAAGCAUGGUGGAUGGAAGCAACAGCUGAGGGUCCACCAAUACAUAUUAUUAUUGGCACGUCUGGAAUUGGUAAAACAUGUGGCCUUGGAUCAUUUUUAUUUUAUUCACUGCUUCACUUCAAUGAAGGAAUGCUUGAUGUUGUUGCAUAUUUCUUGGAGGAUUCUGCCUUCCUGAUAUACAACCGAGAGGGUGAGGAAAGAGGGACUGUUGAUGAAUACGAACGCUGGGAGUCUGCCGUUGCUGCCAUAAAUAAAAUGAAAUCUGAAAGCAAAGGGCACAUUGUUAUGGACACAAGGUAUGCAAUGGAGCAACUAUACACUCAACUUCCCUCUGAUGUUUGGAGUGUAACUUUCCUCACUUUCCCUAAAAGUGACCAUUUUGAUGAGUGGAGUGCAAAUAAGGGAGGCCACCAAAUUAUUAUGAACUGCGAUGAUGUGCGUGACAUGAAGGCAUUUAUGGCAUGGAAAAAGCUGUCAAUACAUACAGGAGAAAAGGUGUCCAACAGAAGAAGAUACGAAUUGAAGAGAGAAAUUGAAGAUGAGUGGAAAAUAGUGGAGGAACGCAUUAAUUUAAUUGGACCGCUGCCUCGUUAUAUAUUUGGUUUAGGUUGUUAUGAGUGGCAUCUGAAAAGUGUGUAUGAUGCGUUGAGAGCUAUGAAGAAAUCUGAUAAAUAUUGCUAUAAUGAUAUUAUUGAACACACGGCUGACUGGCGGAACGAUGAAGUUAUGAACAAGUUGGUGAAGAUUGUAAGAGUAAAAGGAAAUGUUGGAGGAGUCGAAUCAUACAAAUGUCAAGCCCUAUCGCUGAUGAUCAGAAAUAUGAUGAUGAAUUAA